Odontomachus brunneus is the source of this 4146-nucleotide messenger RNA. Its product is annotated as cytochrome P450 307a1-like. Gene Ontology annotation, molecular function: heme binding; iron ion binding; oxidoreductase activity, acting on paired donors, with incorporation or reduction of molecular oxygen. The record is from RefSeq and is a predicted model, not a curated record. The transcript is spliced from 3 exons. NCBI's taxonomy places the organism in Eukaryota, Metazoa, Arthropoda, Insecta, Hymenoptera, Formicidae. The coding region runs from base 530 to 2050 and encodes 506 amino acids.
ACCAUCCUAUCCCCACAGACCGAGCCAGAUCGGCGAACCGUUCACAGACGGGCCACAAGGAGCUUGCGUCCCGAUCGGUCACGAGACGUCGUUUUAUCGAUACCCGUUCGCGCCGGAGAUAUACCCGACAUUCGUCGCUUUUUUGAGACGAGAUCCGACGUCAUUUCAUUAACGUUCAUAGGAAAGUGAGCGAACAACUGUUUGGAGUUAGGUGACCAGCAGAGAACGGGCUCCUACCGUGGCCGAAUCAUCAUCUCACCAAGAAUACAGAAUACCGUCUCACGUGUCUCCAUCUAAAAGAGUAUUCAUUCACAGAGGGGAUUUAAAUCUCCAGCCGCCCCGAAAUCGAAGAAACCGCUCUCACAGCGGGACCUGUCCGACGAAAUUUUAAAGAGCGCCGCGGGACAUCUGCCGGAACGUCAUCGGAAAGAGGAGGAAAGUGAAAGAGAGAAAAGAGCGAAGAGAAGAAGAAAAAAGAGAAGAAGAAGGGUCGUUUCUUCAGUGAAGAAAGCUGUGAUUGUGCCGAAGGAUGAUCUCUCUCAGCCUCACCACGUGCUUCCUGCUGGCCUUCACUCUAGUGGCCUUGAUCUUGGUCCUGAUAGACCAGAGAAGAACGAAGAAGGCGCUGAAGAAUAAAUUAUACGACGGCGAAGAGGCCACUCUGACGGAUCCACCCGGACCCAAGCCGUGGCCAAUUUUGGGCUCCUUACAUAUUUUGGGACGCUACGAUGUACCGUACAAGGUUUUCGCUGAUCUCGUCAAAACUUACAACAGUCAAGUGGUCAAGCUCCAGUUGGGGUCUGUGCCUUGCGUCGUCGUCAACGGGCUGGAGAACAUCAAGGAAGUUCUGAUUGCCAAGGGCCAAUACUUCGACUCGAGGCCGAACUUUGUCAGAUAUCAUCUCCUCUUCUGCGGCAACAAGGAGAAUUCUUUGGCAUUCUGCAAUUGGUCGGAUGUACAGAAGACACGAAGAGAAAUGCUACGAGCACACACUUUCCCGCGCGCCUUCACCACGCGGUACAACCAGCUGAACGGCAUCAUCGGCGGCGAAGUGGAUACCUUGGUUAAUCACCUGGCCAGCACCUCGGGCAACGCGUUGCACGCCAAGCCGUUGAUCCUGCACAUGUGCGCGAACGUCUUCGUCAAGUACUUCUGCUCGCGGCGCUUCGGCCUGGAAUACGCCCCCUUCCGCGAGAUGAUCGAGAACUUCGACAAAGUGUUCUACGAGGUGAACCAGGGCUAUGCUGCCGACUUCAUGCCGUUCCUCAUGCCGUUGCACUCGAGAAACAUGUCAAGAAUGGCCAAUUGGAGUCACGAGAUUAGGAAAUUCGUGGAGACGGACAUCAUCAGUAGCCGCCUGAACGACUGGAAGUCGGUGAUACCUGAGGAGGAUUACGUGGACUGCCUGAUCAAUCACGUGAAGACCGAAGCCGAGCCGAAAAUGAACUGGGAUGUGGCGAUGUUCGCUUUGGAGGACAUCAUCGGCGGUCAUUCAGCAGUUGGUAACUUGCUCGUCAAGAUUUUGGGUUACUUGGUCACUCGACCGCAAGUGCAGAAAAUGGCACAGGAGGAAAUCGAUCGGGUCGAAACUUCGGGAAGGUUCGUCGGCCUGGAGAACAGGGGAAACAUGCCGUACACGGAAGCCAUUAUUCUCGAGGCGAUCAGGCUGAUCGCGAGCCCGAUCGUGCCGCACGUCGCCAAUCAGGACAGUUCCAUAGCUGGCUACAAAAUUGAAAAAGACACGUUUAUCUUCUUGAACAAUUAUGACUUGAACAUGUCGGAUGAGCUGUGGACCUCCCCCAAAGAGUUCAUGCCGCAGAGAUUCGUGCAGAACGGCAGACUCCAGAAGCCAGAGCAUUUCUUGCCGUUCGGCGGCGGUCGGAGAUCUUGCAUGGGCUAUAAGAUGGUUCAAUACAUCAGCUUCUCAACGAUAGCCACCCUACUGAAGAACUUCAACAUAUUGCCGGUGGAGAAAGAAAAAUAUAAGGUGCCCAUCGGCAAUCUCGCGCUACCUGAGAGCACCUUCGACUUUCGCUUCGAGAGUCGGUAGGAUAGAGGAAUCGUGAAUCCGGAGGAAGGUGGAUCCGGUCGGAUCAUCGAUGUCGUAGACACGACUUUGUCCCAUUGACGAAGGCUCCGCCACACUCGACGUCCGAUUCGACCGCUUUGGAGACUUCAUCAACAACGAAGGACAUCAGCGAUCGUAGAGACGAACUGAACUGGGUCUUGGAACCCGAGGAUAUGCAGCUCGAUCACAUCGAUCGAUUAAAUCGGCAUCCGAUGUUAAUCGAACGACGAACAAUAGUCUUGCGCGUCGCACAGAGCCUCCGUUUCGCCGACGCGACGCGCAGCGGACAACUAGCAGCUAAGAAGAGGCUCUUCGAACCCAAGGAAGCUUUACUGACAUUAGAAAGAACUGUAUACAGGUGGCAAGUAUCCAAUCUCCGGCGCCAACAGAGCUUUACUGACAUUACUAGAUCGUUAAGCUAGCUAAUUCGAUCGUUCUUCGGCGUGAGCCCUAGGUACGGAAACGUAUGCGCGCAGACGAGUCUCAUACGUCCCGAGUUGCUUGAAACACGAAUCUCGAACUCGAAGCUCCACGUGUCACACACCUUUCGUUAACCGCAUCUAUUUUAGUCUGAAUUUACAUAUACGUCGUAUGAUUCAAUUUAACGUAACAAUUGUUUUAAUUGCUUUUAUCGUUUGUUUAGUGUUUUGGGGUAUCCUUAGUGUAGUGUUGCAGAUUUUAAUUUUCUUCGAAUUUAUCGAGGUCAUUUCAACGUUUCAUACGUGUGAUCGAUGAAGAAUCACAGCAAUGAGUGAUCGUGUGGCGACCAUUCACGGAAUGCUCGCUGAAUCUGCAGAGAUCGGUGAUCAUUGAGCCUCGACUGCGAGCGCGUGGGUUGUUUUAGAAUAAUCGUCACGCGCCUCGUCUGGCGGUCACUAUCGUCUGGCGACUGCUCGUCUGUAAAACGAGAUCUCCCGCGUUGAUGCACUAACAAUAGCGAUACUGCGAUGGUAAUACCAAGGGUCAAAUCCGAGCGAUCCGCGUGUACAACUUAUAGAAUCGAUACUUGAGGAUUAAUCGAGAUAGACGAAGACUGACAGUCAGGACGGCAGUGGGACCACGGCUUCUUCGAGUUUAAACGUGUGUCGUCGCAGCUAAAGUUCGUUUCGUCGGAAUACGCGUACAAAUUAAUCGCCAAGCACAGCGCGCCUAUCGCACACUUCAAGAUCUUCUCGCGGAUCCCGCACAUGAAACUUCGAAGCGAGACCAUAUGCGGGAACACUUUUUGACUCGGAGAGAUUUAAGAUUUUAUCGUUAUAAUUCUAUGGUAGAGACGCGAAUGAUUCGCGUGUAAAGCGUUGAUAGUUCUCGUGUUCUCACGAACGACAUCGCGUUCUUGUUUCUUCUCCUUUUUUGUUUUUCACACAGAGCGUUUGUUAGUGUUAUUAAAUUAUCGCGCACGUACCUCGUCAUUUUCGUCAUAUAUCGUCUCUGAGCGUCUCAUAACGCGAGGUGGUGCGAUGCAAUUCUGGGAGCAAGGGAGGAGAAACGGCUAUUAACAAAGGGCAAAGAGAAACCUUACUCGAAUGAUACUCGAGAGGAGACUCGAGAGAAAGUAACAUAGAGGAGACAUCGUUUUUGAAAUCAUUUCUCAACGAUUUCGAAUGAAAAGUUGAUCCUCGAAGAUAAAUAUUUCUCUCGACGUACCACCUCGCACGUAAUAAUAUUUAUUUCAAUUAUCCAGCGUCUCUCUCUAUCUCUUUCUCUGUCUCUCUCUUUCUCUGUUUACAUCGCGUUAAUAUAAAAAUUAUUAUUAUUAUUAUAUUACAAUUACUCUAUAUUAUUUGUAACUCUAAUCGCGUUUAUUAUUAUCAUUAUUAUUAUCGCUUAUAUUAUUAUUACCGUCAUUAUCGUCAGCACAGUUAUGAUAAUCGCCCAUGUUCUAUGUCGCCUCGUUUCUCCACCGAAUUCCGCCCGCUCAUAUCUCCUCCUUCUCCCCCCUUCACCAGCCGCGCUUUCACACUCGUAAACUGUACAUUGUGUUUGUUAUUUAAUUAUCGUGAUUGUUACGUCAUUUGUUAAUUUAUUAUUUAAGAUUUUAAUGUUAAAAUAAGAGAAUAAAAUAUGAAAUGCGCAUA